CAAUGACAUGGUUUUUUGAAAUCAAUUUGACUAACUUUAGCCUGGCGGCUUUCUUGAAUUUCAGCGGUUUGUCCUAAAAAGCAUGUAGUGAAUUCUUCUGAUUGGGAAUCCUAACUCGCAUCUUAUAUUUUGUAAUGAACAAUAACAAAACACACUCAUAAUGAUGCAUUUCUCCCCGUAAUAUGUCUUUAGAAAGUGUGGAAUGUAAUGAUACGUGUGGAGUGUUUCCCCCUAGAAAGAAGAUGUGUUCAGAUCAAAACGCUGAGCUUUUCUCGCUGGAGGAGCUUGGACAGAUACUUAGUUUAUGCUCUUAUAGUCAGGAUCUCGGGGUCGUUAAUCAGGAACUGGAUUUGCUGGAUGAUAUAUGUACGAGUUAUAUGGCGGAUAAAAUUGCCGGACUUACAAAUGGACAACAACUCACCUCCUGUAAUUUUGCACGUGUUGCGGAUUUUACACCCGGUACUCACUCCAUUUUUAUUCCACAUCCGAGAGAAAAUAAAAUUGUGCAAGAUACUCAGGUUUCUGAGGAAUGUAAAUUACCACCUAAGAAUGAAGCUGUUCCUUCCUGCCAGGAAAUCGUACUAGAUGCUAAACGAGAGGCUUCUGUUUUGCAACAAGUAUCAAGACUCCAUAAAAAGGGCCUGUGGUCGUCUGAUCGUUUACCAAAAGUUAUGGAGCCGAAAUGUGGAAGACUUCACUACACGCAUCUCCUAAAUGAGGCGAUUUGGUUGUCAGUUGAUUUUCAUGAAGAAACAAAGUGGAAGAAAUAUAUGGCAAGUAAGCUGGCUCGAGCCGCGCAACUUUACCUUAUUACGCGCCAUGAAUGGAAUCGACAGCUUCGGUGUUUUGAAGAGCAGCUAAGAAUGGGAAAUGCUGCUCGUGUGGCAAAGAUGAUCAAGGAUUGGUGGGGCAAUGUAGGCCAAGACUUGGAUCUUGUAAGUUUAAAAACUUCACAGAGACGUUGGGAUUAUGCCUAUAAAGUGAACCAACAUUCUAUAGCUCACUUCUCUGAUAUGGGUCCAAGCUGGUUAGCUUCUGUAAAUUUUGACCUAGAAGAUGCAGGUUUCCACGAAUCUUCAGAUACGUCACAUAAUCUGGAUGAUGAAAGAAUCAUGCAAUAUAUUGGCGGCGAUGGAGAUAUUGAUGAUAAAGAUUGGAAGCCAGAUAUAGAAGAUGAAAGCUCUACUGGACCACAUAGUUGUAGCCGGUCAACUAGCAGUAGUCUGGCAGCCAGUUUUGUGGAUGAUAGUGAUAUGAGUGGUUUUGGAGUCGCUGUUUAUUCACCUAGCGAUCUUUUAUCUCCAGAAAUCAACUUGACUUCGUGUACCAGAGCUUGCAAUCAAGUUAGCAAACAUCAUGGAUCAGACAGAAGACGAAAGAGUCAAAGCGAGCAUUCAUACACUUCCGACUGUGGACAUUGGGAAGAUGCUUCUGAAGAGACUCAUGACAUUACUUCAGAAGCUAGGGUAAAUUCAAAUUCACCAGAGUCCUGCGACCAAAGUGUUGAAAGUAAUGAGGUGCAAGGUUUAAUAUCUGACAUGGAAGUUCCAUUGAAUCGCUUUCUUGAACCCUAUAUCGAUCAAGGAUGGUGCAUCAAAAAUAGAGUCACAUCUAGGUCUGGAUAUCGUUCUUCAGAUUCGGAUAUUUCAAACUGUGGACGUGAUUGUUGCUCCUUCGAUAUGGUUUCUCAUCAUGUUCAGAAAGAAAUAUCACUUCUUCAGAAUGAAGCGGACAUGCCUUUACAUCAAAUACUUCCUAGUGGUUACAUAGAUUUCCUUUCCAAAAUUGAUGAGCAAAAAUGUUCUACUGUGUAUAAUCAACUUGAUUCACAAAGUAAUCAUCAUAUGAGUGGAUCAUCCAAAAUUGGUAGCAAAACAGAUGGGAAUGAUGGUGAUUCUUUAUCUGCCACAAAUAAUACUUUAUGCUUGGAUAAUGGUGAUGGGGAUCUCAUGCAACUUGAUUCGGUUAGCUCUAAAUCUUCUGGAGUUUCAUCUUUGACAGAUCAUAACCACAGUGAGUGUGACAACUUACCGUCAUCGAAAAGUUCAUUUCAUAUGAAUUCCCGUACAGUUCUUGCACCCUGGUAUUCUUCCCUCCCGCCUUCUACACCUAGUCGAUUGGCAGACCUACAUGCAGCAGCACUAGAAUUACUCCCCCUAAAAUUAGUAUCAAUGGCAAGUACUGGUUCAUCUCGUCUUAUUCCCGAAGUCUGUACUCUUCCCUAUAGUCCAACGCUUCGAAUCCCUUGUCUUCCAACUCCUAGUCUUGGUGCGGCUGUCACCUGGAUGCGACAUGCUUUUGCACGAUGUGUUCCAGUGCUCUUAUUAACUAAUAGUCAUUUGUCUGGUGAUGCUGAGUUAGCUGUGGCUGCACAUCUCGGACAACUUUCAGUCGUUGAUCCUCGACAUUAUUUACUUUCAGAAUCGUCUGGUGAAAUUUGUAAUAAUACAGUCACGGGUGUGUGGGGUCCUCAUUUAAUCGUAACUCCAUGUUUAUGCCUGCCGGCUUGGCGGAGGCGUUUGCAAAUGUGGUGCCCUGGUUUUCGUGUUGUAUGUUUGGGUCUUGGUCGCAGAAGUGAACGAUGUGGUACUGGGCAUCGCCUUCGUGACAGUGUAGCUCGAGGUUCUGUAAAUAUUUGUUUGAUUAGUUAUACUGCUUUACGCUUAAAACCUAGUCGUUUCACACGGAUUCAGUGGAGUUCAGUCAUUUUUGACCAGAUUCACCAUAUUAUCUUACAGUCUUACAAAUCCAUUAAUCUGGUUCAUUCAGAUCCUACUAGUCGUCAACCAGCUAUCAGUAAGGCGAGUUCUCGGGAUCACGACACCGAAAACGCACCAGUUUAUUGUGAAACUGAUAGUUUCCUCGAUAAUAUAAGGGAGGAUGUUAAUACUAAGAUGGCGAUAGACCGUUGGUCAUUUCCCAAUUCAUCAAAAACACUAAUUCACCGAAAGUCAGAAUGGUUUGAUUUGAUAUUGAACAGAUUAGGCCGAAAUGGACAUCGUAUAUUGAUUAGUUCAUCUUCUGAUAUUAUUUAUCAUAAACAUAGUCCCCAUCUACUUGAUCUUAGUAAACUGCUGUUGUUGAAUAAUUUACCAACUGAGGAAAACUAUGGUUCUUGGCUCAACGAUUUCUUUCAGACUGUUAGUCUUCCAUCACGUCAGGGUCGCUCGCCUAGUUUGUUAACAAAACCAUCGAAGAAGCAACUUUUAAAGUUUUUAGAUCCGUUUGUCAUCCGUUUCGACGAUGAAGACGAAUGGGACUCACUUAUCAAUGAUGAAGUUAUUGAAUGCCGUAUGUCCUCUGUACAACAGAAACUUCAUGAUAAAAUAUUGAGUACAAAAGCUGCUGAGAAUGCUCUGAAAACUGGAAAUCUGUUAGAUCUCUUACAAACAGUUUCAGUUGCUGUGCGUGCUUGCAAUCAUCCUUCUUUAGCUGGAACUCAUCCAAGAUCCUCACGACUGUUUAGACAUACAUUGGAUAAUUUACAAGCUGGGGUUCAUGCUGUACAUGGUCCGUAUGUAUUCAAAUCUCUACAAAAGAUAUGCGAUUCAAAUAAUCACUACUAUUCCAAUUGUGGUCUUAUGUUUAGCACUCCAGAGUCAGUUUUGUUGGGUGUUAAAUUACUUCGACAUGCUGAAUUAUCUGACAUAACUUCCCAAUUCUUCAAUUUGUUCGAAGCUCUCAAACCAUCUGCUUAUAUCCGCAGUCGUAUCGCCAAUCUUACGCCUCAAUUCAGCCAGUUAUUAUCACCACCAAUUAAUCAUCAAAUGUUGAGUAAUAACAGAAAUGUCACUAUUUCGGAAAUUGUUUCAAACUCAGUGAAUUUUUCGCCAGAAUCUCAUAUUCCAAAUGGAAAUCUGGAAAGUAAUUACUUCAAGCAGGGAAAUCAGUUAACAAAUGGUUUUCCUCAGUCUCAACAUUUGAACUCUAAAAACUGUGUUGAUCCAGACAUUGAAAUUGUAAGUAUACCUCAGAGACAGAAACGACAAAGAAGUUCCGUUGUCGAUCAGAAUUCAGUUUAUUCCAAACGACGUCGAGUGGAAGAGUACGGUUCUCGUCUUCCUUUUCUUGAUUGCACUGAUAUAGGAUCUACUAGUUAUCAUAAGAGCUCCGACUGGUCGUCGAGUCACUUGAGUCUUAGUAGUGACCCAUAUAUGGCCCAUUCUGAUCAGUUUAGAAGUACAACAAAUAUGUCUAAUAAUCUCUCUCAUACUGUCAAUCAUAACAAUUCCUACAACUCAAAUGAUCAUUUAAACAACAAUAAUAAUAACACCAACAGUGAUAAUCAUUUAAAUGAGAAUGCAUAUCCUUGGCUAAUAGAUAAUCAUCGUAAAUGUACUCAGUUAACUGAUUUUGCUGAUUGGUGUUCCCAGGAUACAUGUGAUCUUCUACGCUUAGAUUUAUUAUCUGAUAAUACUACUUCAGAUUUCAAUGCUUAUUCGAAAAAUUCACAAUUUAAGUCUUACAGUGUUUACUCUUAUAAGAAAGAAUCCGAUAUAUGGAAUAUUGUUUUAAAUCAAUUUUCACAAUGGAAUAAUUUUACGAGUGCACUGUGUACGCGAUCGCGUGUGAUUGCCUCGCCUGCCCGACUAAUAUCUCGUGCAGGACCUAUUAAUCCUUUGCUAUUGUUUGACAAAAAGAAAACAACUUCAUUAUUGUCCAACCUAUAUUGUCCACAAUCAUCUUGGUCAUUUUCUAUGUAUUCAUCAAUUUUGCGUAUAAGUCAUACUUUCUAUCCUCUAACAGAACAAGCACGUUGGUUGACACCUUCAUGCUGUUCAAAGAUUGGAUUUCAUUCCUCAUUGUUGUCGUCAUUUAGCGGCAACUCGAAAUCAUCUAUCAGUCAGUUGUUACUAGAAUCAGGUAAAUUUUAUAAUUUACAUCAGAAAUUAACCAAAUUGCUUGGUGUAAAGUCUAAUAGUACUAAUACUACUACUAAUAGUAAUAAUAAUCUUGAAAAACGUCCACGUUGUAUAUAUUUCAUAGCGCAUCAAACAGCUUUUCUCGAUUUAUUGGAAGCUUAUUUAUCAGCAUCAUCUUGGCGUUUAUUUCAUCGUGUACGUAUUCCAUCAAAUUAUAAAUCAGUUAAUGCUAAUACAUGGUCACUAAUUGAUUGUAUUAAUAGUUGGCCUCAAGGUACAAUUGGUCCACUACUAGUACUAAUACAUGCACGAAGUCCAACUACAUCAUUAAUUAGUUUACGAGCUGAUUCAAAUGUACACAUUAUCAUAUGUGAUGUUGAUUGGCGAGUAGAAGUCACAGAUAAUUUGAAAGCCAUUAUUCAUAGUUGGAUAUUGAAUGGUUUGUCAUUUUAUCCUUCACCUUCUUCGUCGUUAUCAUCUAUUUGUUUCAAUAAUGAUAAAAAACAAAAAAUCAAUAUUUCUCGUUUAUUAUCAACUAAUGAUUAUAAUUAUUCUACACAUCGUAUUAGUGUAGAAGCAUGUCUAUUACGUGGUGUAGCAUGUCGUCUAUUACCUAGAGCUGUAUUUCAUGCACAUUCAACAACACAUGUUAAUUGUCGUUCAUUAUUAUUUGCAAGAGUUCAACCAAAUGUUGUCAAUGAAUUAUUAUCUGGUAUAAUACAAAUAAAAAAAUUAUCAAAUCGUCAAUUAUUUAUCCAACAAAAAAUUAAAUCAAAUGAAUAUGAACAUUUAGAUUUAUUUAAUGAUCGUAAUUUUUUUGGAUCUAUUCAUAAACAUGAUACAUUAUCACAUUCAUCAACAUCAUCUAUUGCUUCAUCAUUUUCAUAUAUUGGACAAGAAAAUCGUUUAAAUGAAUCAUUAAUUAAUAAUGAAAAAAUAAUUAAUGAAGAUGAUGAUAUAUUAUUAUUUCAUGAAAGAGAACCAUUAAGUGAACUUUUACUUCAUCAAGCAUUGGAACUUUUUGAAGACCCAAUCGAUACACAAGCAUGGUGUUGUACAAAUGCUGAAGAAUUAGCCAUUGUCAAUGAAUUUGUUUCUCAAGAUGAUGAUAAUGUAACGGAUGAUUUUCAUUAUUUGAUCGGUGAUGGUGAAGCUGACUUGGAAGAUGAUUUGAAUUAUAAAAUUUCUGAUGAAUUGGAUACAAAUUUUGUACAGUUAUCAGAUUACAAUGAACGGAAAUCUUAUCCAGAUUGUCUAAUGAAACAGUUAGGUUACACCGAUUUAAUUAGUUGGGAAGUUGCUAAUUAUGAAUUGUUGUCUCGUAUAUCACUACUUGAAAAUCAAUUAGACAGUGAAUCGAAUCAUGAUUGGUUAAGUUAUCAUAAUCAUCCUUCUCCUGUUAAUCAUAAUGAUGACAAUUCUCUAGUUGAUCGAAAUGAACAACAGCACUCACAACAUAUUAAAUCAUCUACUCCCGAUGUAAUAGCUUCUUACUCUCAACUUCCAAUUUGGUGUCCUUUUGAAUCAUAUCUAAAAAAUUUACAUUCAACAUCGGAUACUAAUGAUUCAAUGAUAAUGGUUGCUAAAGAUGAAUCUAAUCAUCUUUUAACAUCUAAUGAAGAUUAUUAUUUAUAUUCAAAUGAUGAUUGGGCUUCAGAUAGUGUUGGAUUUAAUUUCGGUUAUGAAAGUGUUCCAAUGACUGAAAGUGAACUACCUCCUUUGAUUAUACCAACACCAUCUCCGGUUAUUCAAAACAACAAUAUUAGUAUUAAUAAUAAUAUUGUUGAUAGAAAGACAGGAAGACGUCGUCCUAUUAUGAAUCAUUCAUCUUUAUCAUCAUUAUCUUCUAGACCAUCAAAUGAUAAUAUUAACAAUAGUAUUGGUCAUGUUACAUCAUCAUCAACUCAUCGUAAUGGGUCUCGAUUGAAUAACAGAAAUCUUAAAAGACGAGCAUUAACUAGUCCAACAAGUUCACUUCCUCGUAAAAACAAUUCAUCAUCAACUGCUUCUUACUAUAAUACCUUUGAUGAAUCAUCAACUACACAUAUUACAACAAAUACGGGUUCAAAUUUAGCUUCUAUCGAAAAUGAAGCUCGAAGUCAAGAUGGUCGAAUGAUUGGUCUACAACAAUCACAUACACGCGACCUUUCGUCUACCGGAGUCACUAUUUCAUCAACAUGUUCCACUGGAAAUAAUACAGUAUCUCUUUCUCCUAUUUCAUCCAGUACAAAUAUAUAUACAAAUAAUUCAAUUGUUCUAUCAUUACAUUCUUCUAUAGGUAAUGUUAGUGGAAAUUCGGCUACUUUAAAACUACAUAUCCCACGGGCAUCUUAUAAUAAAGCAGUUACUAAUGCUCGUAUUCAUCGACUUCGUCGUAUAAAUAACACAAAUAUCGGAUCAAGUUCAGAUGUUGCUACGGUUGCAGCAGUAGCUUCUUUAGCCGCUGGUGCCCACUUACUUCAACAGCAACAGCAUGUGAAUACUGUAUCCAGUGGAUAUUCUGAUCAUAAUCAUCAACAUUUAUCAAAUACUGUUAUGGCAGCAGCUGCCUUCAAUAGUUCAUGGAAUUCAGUCUUGACUAAUCCAUCUAUUCUAGCUCGUUAUGGAUAUACACAUCAUGUUGGAUCAGUAAAUAAUUUACCUGGACGACAUGUUUCAUCACUUCAAAAUUAUAUGCAAACAACUAAUAAUUCUCAGUGUCACCCAUUGAAAUAUCCUGUCGGAGGUGGUGGUGGCAGUAGUGGGGCAACAUCAAUUCUAUCUGUAAAUAACAAUUCAUCAUCAUCAACUAAUAACACAGGUCAGUUAAAUAAUGUAACACAAAUGGCUAAUCAGUUAUAUGUUGGUAAACCUCCUGAUUGGUUGAUUUAUGAAGAAGCAGCAUUAUAUUUAUGUAUCACAAAGUUACAAGAAUUGAACUUUGAAAUUAAUAAUCCAAAUUCUAAUCUGUCUACAUCUACACCAAAUUAUCGUUUUGCUGAAUUCUUCUUAAAUAACUAUCUACCUAAUCGAAGUUAUCGUGGUGCUAGACAAUGUUUAUUAGUUCACUUUAAAAUGCAAAAUGUUGUAUCAUCUGCAAAUAUAACUACAUCAUCAUCAACACUGUCUAAUAAUAAUAGUAGUGGAAUAAAUGGAGGAGCAUGUUCAUUAAAUAAUCCUUUUACAUUUAAUCCAGAUGAUUUAUCACAUUCAAUGUCAGUGAAUCCAAUUUCUAGCUUACAUCAUCAUGGUCCUAGUAGUCGAAAAGUAAAAAAUAAGAUGAAAAGUGCCGCUGUAGCUGCAGCUGCCGCCGCCGCCGCUGCAGCUGUCACAUCACCUGUUAUUCCUGGCAGUGCCGGUGGAGCUUCCCAAUUCUGCAACAACGUAAGUGGAGCGUCAGGAUCUAUGUUUGGUGUUGGAGGUGGUAAUGUCGGAGGCGGUGGAAAUCCAAGUGGUGCCGUUGCUGGUGGCAGUACUGCUACAUCAGCCGCAUCUGUGGCUGCUGCUCUGAAUCGAUGCAGAGGUUAUCUAUUUUAUCAGCAUCUACAAGCAUGGCUCAAUUUAAUGUUAUCAUUUGACCGUAACGAUACCAAUCAUACUAAUAUUACUACUGACUCCAUUAACAAUAUAUCAACGCAUUUAUCGCCAAUCAUUCAUACUUUGAAAUUUGCUGAAGAUAGUCAAGCAUCAUUUUUACGCAAAGCUAUUCGAGAUACAUUAUCUGUACCGUCUGUCCAAAUCCCUCCUAUUUAUCGUUCAUCUGGAUCACGUAGAACUUGUGCUGUUGGUGGUGGUAGUAACAAUAGUAACAGUAGUGCUAGUGGAGGUGGAAAUGUAGGAAAUACAUCAUCGUCAUUAUCAUCAACUGCCUCAUCAGCUCUAGGAUAUCAUCCGAAUACAAAUACUAAUGCUAGUGGUAGUGGUUCUGGUACAUCCACUACACAUUAUAAUAUUCAUAACUCUGGACAGCUUUCCUCUCAUAGUUUAACAGGUCAUUCCACUAUGUCUAAUACUCCUGCUUUAUUAACACAUCAUCGUUAUCGUCAUCAUAUGACAUAUGAUUAUGGUCAAAGUCAAAAUUCCAAUAUUACUACUGCUGAUCUAAGUUCAGCUUCUGGGUCAAGCACAGGUGUUGUUCAUAGUGGUCCAAUUAUUCAGAAGAAUCCCACACAUAUUGCUGCACUUCAAGAACACAAUAUCAAUCCAGAUACCCUAAUUACACCUGCAAUGGUAAUUAAAAAUAAAGAAGAACGUGAAGCUCGUCAACGUGCUGAAACCUUAUCAACUGCUAAUCAAGUUAACUUAUCGACUACUACUAUUUCUUCUUCAUCAUCAUCAUUAUCAACUAAUUGUCAUAUUACUAAUUCAAAUUUAACAACUUCCACAGUUGGAAUGUUUCAAGGGGAUAAUACGUCAGAUUCAACAAAUUCACAACAAACUGAAAAUGUUUGUUUACAUUCUCACACAUCACAUCCAUCAUCAUUAUCAGCAUCAUCAACAUCAUUAUCGGAUCAUGUAUAUAAAACAUCUACGUAUACAUAUUCUGGUCUUACUAGUAGUAGUGAAUCGUCAAUAUCCACAUUUAAUCUUCUUGGUUGUUCAACUACUUCUAGUUCUCUACCUACAACUUCAUCAUUUUCAAAUGGACGAGCAAAUGCACAAUUGUCUUUUGCACAUAAUAUAUCCCAUCGAGGAAGUAGUGUUAUGUUACCGAUUCGUUCUGGAUUCUGUCCUAAUACCGUUACACCGUCAGGUUCCGUUUUAUCGUUUACCAAUCAACAGCAACAACCACAUCGUUUAGUUGGUACACAGAAUACUUCAUCAUCAUCAAUUGGUCAUUAUCAAUUUCAACCUCGGCAAACAUUAUUAAAUUCUUCAGUUGGUCGUCUUACCCAUUUAACUUCAGGUUCAUCAAUCGUUAGUACACCUCAUCUAACUGGUACUCAUCAUGUAAUACCGUCAGGAGCAGUUGCAUCAGUAUCAUCAUCAUCAUUAACAGAUGAUAGUGGAAGUACACGAAGUGUAGAUUUGAAUUCUGGUAGUAUUUUAAUUCCUGGCAACUGGCGUACAGCAACGAAUCCACGUUCACUUAACGUCCAAACAAUUGUUUCAUCCACACCUACCGUUCUUCGACGUUCUGCUACAUUUACCGGCAUUGGUUUAAGUAAUCAAUCAACCAGUGGACUUCAAACUUGUCGAUUGAAUCCUACAUUGUCUAAUAUUUCACAAAGUCUAUCAACCACUCCAUUCACUGGUACAUAUCUGAACACACAAGUUACAAAAAUUCCGAAUUCCACUUCUUCAACAGGACAAUCUAGCUUUUAUAUACAUCAACGUCCACAAUUUCUGUCUAGUACACAAACAUCUGGUUCUUCAUCUGGACAUGGUGUUCUUGCUACACCAUCGAAUAUUGCUGUAAUUCCUGGUGCAUCAAAUAAUUAUUCAUCAUCUGUUACACAUAUACCUCAAAUUCUUCGUCCUAGAAAUAAUUCUCUUCGUGGUUCAAUUGUUCAACCAACAUUUGUACGAACAUUUUCAACUGCCGGUGUUAGUGGUACAAGUGGUUCAGUUAUACCUGUUUCAGUAACACAACAUGGAACUCGUUUAUCACCGAAUGUAGUUGGUGGUGUAUCUACAACAAGUAUGUUUCUUGGACGUGUCGCUACACUAAAUGUUUCUUCAAAUAAUCCAUCCGUUUCUAGCAUUCUUAAUGCUUCACGUACUGGAACACAACGUAGUGUAUCACCAACUGUUUUUCAGUCAUUACGAACAUGUAUUUCAGGUGGUGCUGUAAAUUCUGUUGGAAAUGAACAACAUUCAUCAUCACAGAGUAACAACAACAACAACAACAGUGGUAUUAGUGGUGGCAGUAGUAAAUAAUAAAUUGAAAUAUUACCAUCUUUUUGACCUAAACUAAAAGAGGGUAACACUUAAUUAUUUAUUUAUCCAUUGUACAAUAAUAACUCUCAUGCAGUCAUUCAUUUCCGUUAUAUUAAUUGUUUAUAUAUAUAUAUAUAUGUAUAGAUGGGUAUCAUAUUUCGAAUUAAAGUGUAACCUAAUAACCAG
This is a messenger RNA of Schistosoma guineensis, 10907 nucleotides long. The record is from the annotation of a GenBank genome assembly. Lineage: Eukaryota; Metazoa; Platyhelminthes; Trematoda; Strigeidida; Schistosomatidae.